GGGACCGUAGAGGGCUGGGGCGGGCGGGGUAGGUGUGGCUCUGCCUGCGUGACCCGAAACCCGGUCCCGGUCGCCGUCGUCUCCCGCAGCUGCGGCUUCUCAGCCAUGGGCGCCGUCUGGUCGGCCCUGCUGGUCGGAGGGGGCCUGGCCGGAGCGAUUUUCGUUUGGCUGCUGCGGGACGCGGGGAAGGAGAGCGACGCAGAGCUGACGGACGCCCCUCCUGGGGAGGCUGCGGCUCCAGGAGGCGAUCGGGUUGGCGGCGGGGGACCGAGCCCUGUACCUUCCAGGCGAGAGCUGGUCACCAAAGCAGAGCAUCUUCAAGAAAGCAAUGGAUGUUUGGUUUCAGAGACCAAAGGCCAUGGUAACCCGCAGGAAGCAACAUGGAGACUGCAGAGUCCUUCUGGAAAAGAUGGUGGUUGUGACCGUUCAAGAGAACAUGUUCCUUCUGAACAGUGUCCAGAAUCUCUAGCUACAUCUGAGGCUGGUGACUCUAGGGGUUACUCUCAAGUUUCAAGAAAUGAGAGCCUUCAGUCUCCUAUAGGAGAAUGGGGAUUCCGGAAAGGACAAGAGACACUCACUAAAGGAGCUCAAUGUCUUGCUGAAAAGUUGUAUUCUAGUAACCUGGUCAUUGACAGAGGGAAAGAAGUGAGCCUUGCCGAGCUGAGCAGUCAGGACCGGGCUGACAAUGAGGACUGGGAAAUGGUGUCCAGGCACUCAUCUUGGGGAGACGUUGGUUUGGGUGGCAGUCUUGAGGCUCCAGUGUUAAGCCCAAACCAGGGAAUGGACUGUGGCAGAAGCACUCUUAGGGAACUGAGAGGUCAGGACGUGGACGUGAAACGAAAAAAGGUAGUAGCAGAGUCUUCAGAGUCUCAGCAAGUUAGUAUCAGGUUCCAGAUCCAUUAUAUCACAAGCACUGGUGGGGAAUUCGUUGCAGUAACUGGAGACCAUGAGCGUCUUGGGGGGUGGAACACUUACAUCCCGCUGCAGCACAGCAAGGACGGGCUCUGGUCCCAGUCCGUGUCCCUGCCAGCAGAUAAGGUGGUGGAAUGGAAGUUCGUCGUGGUAGACGGUGGCAAAAUUACCCGCUGGGAGGAAUGCAGCAAUAGGUUCCUGGAGACUGGCCGUGAGGAUAAAGUGGUUCAAGGGCGGUGGGGGAUUCACUGAUUCAGUUCUCAAAAGUCCUGGAGAGGCUACUUGUGGAGGACACGGAGUCAUUUUAAAUAAAGGAAGUACAACUCCAAAUAUAGCCAUCAGAGUUGUUUCAAAUUUGCUAGUGGCUUUUGUCUAAUGUGCAGAUAUAUUUAUAUAUGUAGAUAUAUGCUUUCAGUGAGCAUGGACUUUGUUUCCCCUGUGGCACUGAUGAGUGGAUUUUUGCGGAUCUAUCCUUACUUCAGAGCUUAGUCCUCUUGGGGAGUGACUUGGCUGAGCUUCAGGUGUGGACUGGCCAGGGCACGCAGAAACCAACUAGCUGCACAGGGCUCAAGCCUGAGCCUUUGGGUGACCCUUACACCAAGAGAGUGAAACAAGCCUCAUUCAUUGAAGAGCUGCCCUCCUGCUGGUACAACUGGAGAAACCCCUUACUAUGUGCACACUGUAUUUAAGAUUAGUUCAUGCCAUAUGGAACUGUGAUAAGAAAUAUCUGGUCACAUGGGGUGGCUAGCAAGGAUAGAAGGUUAUACGUUAAGACUCCCCAGGAUUCUGUUUUUUUGUUUUUGAUGAUUUUUGCCUACUAGCCCCAGUUUGAAGGUAGCAAGUAAGUCUUUGUCUUAAUGAUUGCAGAUAGAAACAAGGGGCCUAGUCUGAGUCUGUCACUGGGAGACCAGGAGGAGAGGGGGCGGGAAGAGGAUGAAGGUGUGGGCUGAGUGAGGUGCCUGAGUGGUGCCUCUUAGAGGGCUGGGAGGUCCAGGCACAGCCUGACUGCAGAGAGGACACAGCCUUCACUCACCUCCAGGGCCGUUGCAGGACUGCCCCACCCCUGCCCCUCCUCUCUCCCAGGGGGUCUGGACAGAUGGACUGGCCCGUAGCAACCAUUUCUCCGCCCUCUCCUGUCUUACCAAUAGCUCUCUUGGUUAACAAAAUUAUUAUAGGACAGUGACACACGGGGACAUCUUUGUUCCGAGAAGAAGUAAGAGUUAAACUUUAUUAUAACUGAACAAAUAAAACCGGAGUUUUAAUAUCUUUGUUAAA
Suricata suricatta (meerkat) is the source of this 2187-nucleotide messenger RNA. It is a transcript of the gene STBD1, whose product is annotated as starch binding domain 1. The transcript has 2 exons. The record is from RefSeq and is a predicted model, not a curated record. Gene Ontology annotation, molecular function: starch binding. The coding region runs from base 106 to 1164 and encodes 352 amino acids. Lineage: Eukaryota; Metazoa; Chordata; Mammalia; Carnivora; Herpestidae. Gene Ontology annotation, cellular component: membrane.